AUGGACGCCCAAUCCGACACCCGCCGGCCUUCCGUUACUUUCGCCGACCAGUCUACAACGGACGAUUCGUCUGAGGCGACUCCCAUCGCGAGCUCCCAUUCAAACCCCGCCGCGCCGCACGUCGACGACUCGUCCACAUCUGACGCUCCUGCCGCCUCUGCAGCAUCUUCUGCACCCGUCUCCGCCAAUGCUGCUACCCCCAGUUGCUCUUCGUCAUGGAGCGCCAGCUCUGAUCGCCAGCUUGGUCACGGUGCGAGCCCUGACCCUUCAGAUAGGGUAUUUCCCAUCCGCUCCGUUGUGAGUGUCCAGCGCACCGGUAGAUCAUCAAGCGAACACGACUACUUUCCCCGACUACCCGACCACGGUCAAUAUCCGGCACCCCGGCCUGGUAACCCACGAAUCGAUACCACUGCCCUUGGCGCCGCCUCUCGCCGUGAUUCCGCCUCUGCCACCACCUCCCAUUCUCACCCCUCCACAGUAACUUCGCCGAGCGACCGACAACCUGUCUUGACCCGGAGAAAGAACACUGAUAGCGGGCCGUUGUCAAGCGUCCAGGCCGAUGCCGUGCGCCAUGCGAAUUCGAAGCCCCUCGACCUAUUUCAAGACACCAUCUCGGACGGCGAAGAUGAGUCGGUACCAGGGGAUGAUUCCUCCCAGCGCCCAGCAUCCCUCACCACAAGCCAGCUUAGCGAACCCGGGAAUGAUGGUCUUUUCACGACGCGCUUCAAAUAUGUUAUGACAGACGAAGGUCACCAUGUCAUCACCGGCACCGAUAAUGUUUUGCAACGAUGCGAAGACGAACCUAUCCACACUCCUGGUGCCGUUCAGGGAUUCGGUGCCCUGGUGGCCAUUCGGGAAGAGGCAGACGGGCGCUUUUCUGUUCGUUACGCCAGCGAGAAUACGGAGAGGUUAACGGGCUACUCGCCUCAGCUGCUGUUUCGUCUGAACAGCUUUCUCGAUAUUCUAACCGAAGAGCAGCAGGAUAACCUAUUGGAUCACAUUGACUUCAUUCGUGACGAGGAUGCUGACCCAGCCAUCAACGGACCCGAGGUCUUCAGCCUGUCGAUUCGUCCACCAAGGAGGAAGAGCGCCAAGCUCUGGUGCGCUAUACACAUAAACCCAGCGCAUCCUGACCUGAUAAUCUGCGAGUUUGAGGUAGAUGAUGACCAUCAGUUUCCACUUCGCCCACCAGAAGAGGCUACUCCCAACACACCAGAGGAUACACUCCAGUCCAACCCAACGAUGGAAGAACUGGCCGAAAGCACCGAGAUCUUGAGCAAGCCUUUGAGAGUUUUACGAAGUGCGCGAAAGCGUAGAGGCGACGCCGGGGCCAUGCAAGUAUUCGACAUCAUGUCCCAAGUACAAGAGCAGCUUGCUGCGGCUUCCAAUCUGGAAGGAUUCUUGAAAAUAUUGGUGGGCAUUGUCAAAGAACUCACCGGCUUUCACCGAGUCAUGAUCUACCAAUUCGACUCUUCCUACAACGGAAAGGUCGUCACCGAGUUGGUUGAUACCACGCAUACGAAGGAUUUGUACAAGGGACUCCAUUUCCCGGCCUCCGACAUUCCACGGCAAGCUCGCGACUUGUAUAAGUUGAACAAGGUGAGGCUUUUAUAUGAUCGCGACCUCGAGACCGCAAGGUUGGUCUGCAAAGCCAAGGAGGAUCUCGACCUGCCCCUAGACCUCAGCCACUCGUAUCUGCGAGCCAUGUCUCCUAUUCACCUCAAAUAUCUCGCCAAUAUGGCGGUACGAUCCUCCAUGUCGGUUUCCAUCAAUGCUUUCAACGAGCUGUGGGGCCUCAUUGCGUGUCAUUCUUACGGCCGCAAAGGCAUGCGGGUGUCUUUUCCUAUCCGCAAAAUGUGUCGCCUGGUUGGGGAUACGGCGUCACGGAACAUCGAGAGAUUAUCGUACGCAACCCGACUUCAAGCUCGGAAACUCAUCAAUACUGCGCCUACGGAGAAGAAUCCAUCUGGGUACAUCAUCGCGUCGUCGGACGAUCUCUUGAAGCUUUUUGAUGCAGACUUUGGGAUGCUUUCGAUUAAGGGAGAAACCAAGAUUCUUGGCGAGAUCGAGCAGUCUCAGGAGGCUCUGGCGAUGCUGGAAUACCUGCGCUUACGCCAACUCACGUCUGUGGUUACCUCUCAAGAUAUUCGGGAGGAUUUUCCAGACUUGCGCUAUCCUCUGGGCUUCACCGUCAUCGCAGGCCUCCUCUACGUCCCAUUGAGUGUGGGAGGCAAUGACUUCAUCGUCUUUUUCCGAAAGGGCCAGGUCAAGGAGGUCAAAUGGGCCGGCAAUCCGUACGAAAAGACUUUGCGCGAAGGAACAGCUGCCUACCUGGAGCCCCGCAAAAGCUUCAAAACCUGGCACGAGACGGUGCUUGGUAAGUGUCGAGAGUGGUCAGAAGAACAGGUCGAGACAUCGGCUGUGCUGUGUCUUGUCUAUGGCAAAUUUAUCGAAGUGUGGAGACAGAAAGAAGCUGCGUUGCAGAGCAGCCGUCUUACGCGACUUCUGCUCGCAAAUUCGGCACAUGAAGUACGCACCCCCUUGAACGCCAUCAUCAAUUACCUGGAAAUCGCAUUGGAAGGCUCUCUGGACCAAGAGAUUCGCGACAACCUGGCAAAAUCUCACUCUGCGUCUAAGUCGCUGAUAUACGUCAUUAACGACCUACUCGAUCUCACCCAAACAGAGGAAGGCCAGAACCUAGUCAAGGAUGAAGUGUUUGACUUUGGCAUGUGCAUACGGGAAGCAACAGAGCCAUUUGUCAACGACGCUAAGAGGAAGGGCAUUGAGUACCAAGUCAUCGAACACCCUGGCCUUCCUCGUCACGUGUGUGGUGAUAGCCGACGUCUCAGACAGGCCAUUUCCAACGUCGCAGCCAACGCCGUGCAAAAUACCGCUAAUGGGUAUGUCAAGGUCGAACUAUACGUUAGCGAAGUUCUUGACCGACGUGUACGCAUCGAAAUUCUGGUCGAAGACACGGGCAAAGGAAUGACGGCCAGGCAGUUGGACACUCUCUUCCGAGAUUUGGAACAAGUCAGCGUCGAACUAGAUGAAACGACCUUGCCUUCCAAGGAUGACGAAGCCGGAAAAGAAGAUAGAAUCCUGGGCCUUGGCUUGGCCGUCGUUGCCAGAAUCGUUCGGAAUAUGGAUGGCCAGCUGCGCCUCAAUUGCCUUUCGAUAUCCCGGAUGACGCGCCAGCACCAGUUGAAGGCCUAA
This is a messenger RNA of Colletotrichum chrysophilum, 3213 nucleotides long. RefSeq lists its product as uncharacterized. Lineage: Eukaryota; Fungi; Ascomycota; Sordariomycetes; Glomerellales; Glomerellaceae. The record is from RefSeq and is a predicted model, not a curated record. Gene Ontology annotation, biological process: detection of visible light; signal transduction; regulation of DNA-templated transcription. The transcript has 2 exons. Bases 1 to 3213 code for a protein of 1070 amino acids. Gene Ontology annotation, molecular function: protein binding; phosphorelay sensor kinase activity.